This is a messenger RNA of Cordyceps fumosorosea ARSEF 2679, 2001 nucleotides long. Its product is annotated as Amidase. The record is from RefSeq and is a predicted model, not a curated record. NCBI's taxonomy places the organism in Eukaryota, Fungi, Ascomycota, Sordariomycetes, Hypocreales, Cordycipitaceae. The transcript is spliced from 2 exons. The coding region runs from base 1 to 2001 and encodes 666 amino acids.
AUGUUGAAUCUCGCGAGAAACAGCCCUUGGGCUAUCCUUGGCCUCUUUGGGUUGGCAGUUUCUGCCAGUGUGGUCUUCAACGGCGCCAGCGUCCAGGUGGACGACCGCUACUUCUUCAUCGACCCGCACGUCGCCGGCGAGUUGCCGGUCCCGCCCCCGACGACGGCCGCGGCACUCGCCGGAGGCUUCGCGGGUGUGACAGUGGUGCAGAAGCAGCACCAUGGUGACGGCGCCGGUGAUGUGGCAAGCCUGGACACGCUGCUUCGGGGCUGGGCCGAGCUCGACGACGUCUUCCAGGCGUCGUUUCUCGAAGGCGGCGUUUACACCGUCGUCGACGUCUCCUCCGCGGAGAUGUUGCCGACCUCCAUGCAACUCCUCAACACCACCGCACAAGUCCACGCACUGCCCAACAACACCAGCGCCGCCUCCCUGCCCUCCGGGCCGUACUUCCUGGACGUGCGCACCGGGCAGGCGCACCGCGUGCUGCGGCUCUACGACGACUUCACCAACUCCUUCACGGGGUCGCUGCUGCAGAACCCCGACGGCAGCGUGCGCACGCUCUCCGCGCAGAGGCCCACGGCCGCCACGUUGACCAUCGGCGUGCCCUCGCGCCUGUACUUCACCCGGUCCCCCGCGCGGCCCCUCGCCGGUGUGCGCCUCGGCGUCAAGGACUUGUUCUGCGUGCGCGGCGCCCGCCGCUCCAACGGCAACCGCGCCUGGUACCACCUAUACUCCGCCGACGGCCCGUGCUCCGCGACGGCGCCGACGGUGCAGCGGCUGGUGGACGCCGGCGCGAUCAUCGUCGGGUACCAGGCGCUGGCGCAGUUCGCCAACGGGGACCUGUACGCGGCGGACGCGGUAGACAUGCUCCUGCCGUUCAACCCGCGCGGCGACGGGUACUCGGUGCCGCAGGGCAGCUCGUCCGGCGCGGGCGCGGCGGUCGCGGCCUACCCGUGGCUGGACCUGGCGCUCGGCAGCGACACGGGCGGCAGCGUGCGCAUGCCCGCGCAGGUCGCGGGGCUCUUCGGCAACAGGCCGACGACGGGGCUGGCGGGGUCGCUGGAGGGCGUGACGCCUCUGAGCCCGACGCUGGACACGCCGGGCCUGCUGGCACGCGACCCGGCGCUGUGGGACGAGGCGCAGCGGGUGCUCUACGGGAGCAACUACACGAUGGCGGAGCCGCUGGUGGCGGAGGGUGCGGACUAUCCGAAGACGAUCUACGUGCUGGAGGGUGGGUGGCCGCGCGGGAAGCGUCCGGCGGUGGAUGCCAUGCUGGACGCGGUCGUCGCGGCCGCGGUGGAGGUGACGGGCGCCAAGGUAGAGACGCUGGACUUGGAGGCGCUGUGGAGGAGCACGAGGCCGGGCGAGGUCGGCGACGUGACGCUGGCGGCGUACCUCAACACCACGUACGCGACGCUCGUGGCGACCGAGCAGUGGGAGCUCGUCGGCAGGAAGUUCUUCGCCGACUACGCCCAGAAGCACGACGGCCGGAAGCCGUACGUCAACCCUUCGGCCGAUGGCCGCUGGUCGUGGGCCCAGACGCUGCCCACGUCCGCCUACCCGGCCGCCAAGCGGCAGCAGGAGACCUUUUCCACGUGGUUCCGGCAACACGUGCUCGCCGCCACCGGCGACGCGCGCUGCUCGUCCUCGCUGCUCCUGUACAGCGACUACUACGGGGUGCCGGAACUGCGGAUGACGCUGCGGGCGUCCGGUCUUCCCAUCGGCUUGCCGAUCGGCCCGGGGACGGUGUACUAUGCCCCGUUCUCGGGGACGCCGGACGUGGCGCUGCCGCUGGGCGAGGUCCGCUCGUCGAGCAACGUGACGGGCCGCGAGGAGCCGCUGCCCGUGUCGGCGGACGUGAUGGCGGCGCGGGGCUGCGACGCGCUGCUGACGAGGUUGGCGGUGGAGCUGGCGAGGAAGGGCGCGGUCAAGGUGCCGAGGCCCGGAGGAAGCCUGGACGGCGCAGAGGUGCUGUUCCGCCGCGAGAUGGGCCUGCUGUAA